AUGGUGGCAAGGAAGCUGCGGAUCAGCACGUCGUCAUCGUCGUCGAAACGCAAGACACCCGCCAUCGCCACCCUCACUGCGGCGGAACCGAAACUGAACAUUCUUGUGGGGAAGAUGAAGCCGAAGAGCCUCACGGGACCGAAGAGCAGGAUUGUGUGCUCUGACACGAUCAGUAAUACGGACUCUUCAUCAGACGGCGACGACGCUCCUGUACCUGCCUCCACUCGCCGAAGGCCAGCUCGAGCGCCACAAUUGGAGGAGUGGGAGGAUUCAAAUGCGUCUGUCCAUCGUCGUAAACCGAUCAAACGCUCUGCGCCACCUGCCGACACAGGCGACGACGACGACGAACGCGACCACACUACCGUCCCCUCAUGCUCAACAUCCUCUCGUGUACUACACUGA
Molecule: messenger RNA, 402 nt
Organism: Peniophora sp. CBMAI 1063
Lineage: Eukaryota; Fungi; Basidiomycota; Agaricomycetes; Russulales; Peniophoraceae
Source: the annotation of a GenBank genome assembly